AUGAGCAGGUCGGAGUCGGCGCCGGGGGCAGCACCGGCCGUGGUGGUGAAGACGGUGGACCUGCAAACGGCGGCGACACCGGACGUGGGGGCAACGACGGUGGACGUGCAGACGACGGUGGCACCGGACGUGGGGGUGACGACGGUGGACGUGCAAAUGGCGGCGGCACGGGCCGUGGCGGUGACGACGGUGGACGUGCAGACGGCGGCGAGGGAGCUCCAGGAGCAGCAGGACGGCAUGAUGUACCUGGACGUGAGGACGGAGGAGGAGAUGGGGAAGGGCCACAUCCGCGGCUCCCUCAACGUCCCCUACUUCUUCGUCACGCCACAAGGGACCCGGGAGAAGAACCCACGGUUCGUGGAGCAGGUCGCCUCGCUCUUCAGCACAGACCAACACAUACUCGUCUUGUACUACUAUACUACUACCACUAAUCAUCCAUGGAUGGAGGAGCAGGGGUGUCAGAGCGGCAAGAGGUCCGAGCUUGCCUGCAUCGAUCUUCUAGCAGCUGGAUUCAUGAAUGUGAAGAACGUGGGAGGAGGCUACGCUGCAUGGCUGCACAACGGACUCCCAGUGACAGUAGCAGUCCCCACGCCGCCACCAACACCUGAAUCUGCUGCAGCAAUCUGA
Triticum turgidum subsp. durum (durum wheat) is the source of this 627-nucleotide messenger RNA. Lineage: Eukaryota; Viridiplantae; Streptophyta; Magnoliopsida; Poales; Poaceae. The record is from the annotation of a GenBank genome assembly.